AUGCAUUCUCGCUCAUUGGUACCGUUGGGCAUCCGCAAGUUCCAGAGAAUCCCACGCGAUGUAAUCGCCCAAGCACAAAGUGGAACGGGCAAAACGGCAACUUUUGCCAUUGGCAUCUUGCAACAAGUAGAUCCUAAGCUGCACGAAUGCCAGUCGUUAGUCCUUGCGCCCACACGAGAACUGGCGCAGCAGCUGCCCUACGGUAAGUUGUUCGACGGAUAUUACGAGGGUUUGUUUGCGCUGCCGUGGUUGAUCAGAUUCGAACAGCUUUUCUUUUCGCCCUCACACGUCAUACAAAAGGUGAUAGCAGCGUUGUCAGAUUACAUGGAUAUCGAUUGCCACGCGUGCAUUGGUGGAACAAACGUCAUCGAUGAUGUGAGAAGACUGGAAAUGGGCAGCCAGGUGGUGGUAGGUACGCCUGGACGAGUGCACGAUAUGAUUCAGCGAAAGGCCUUGCGUACUAACGGAAUAAAGAUAUUUGUUCUUGAUGAAGCAGAUGAAAUGCUUACCCGCGGUUUCAAGCAGCAAAUCUACGACGUGUUUCAAUAUAUGCCUACUGAUGUUCAGGUGAUACUUUUGUCUGCAACGCUUCCCGAAGAAGUGUUUGAUGUUACCAAAUGUUUCAUGCGCAAUCCGGUCCGAAUCUUGGUUAAAAAGGACGAACUCACUCUCGAGGGUAUUAGGCAGUUUUUUGUGAACGUUGAAAAGGAGGAGUGGAAACUGGAAACGCUUUGCGACCUGUAUGCGACCACAAGUAUUGCACAGGCGGUCAUUUUCUGCAAUACCCGACGGAAAGUAGACUGGCUUACGGACCAGUUGACCCAGCGAUCUUUCACGGUUUCAGCAAUGCAUGGAGACAUGGAACAGCGCGAACGUGAUAUGAUUAUGAAAGAAUUUCGUAGCGGUUCCAGUCGAGUGUUGGUUACAACUGAUUUAUUGGCUAGAGGAAUCGAUGUGCAACAGAUUAGCCUAGUGAUAAAUUACGAUAUACCGUCGAAUCGUGAAAACUAUAUCCACAGGAUUGGUCGCAGCGGUCGGUUUGGCCGCAAGGGAGUAGCGAUAAAUUUUGUUACCGAAAACGACGCGCGCACGCUGAAAGAUAUUGAGAAUUAUUACCACACGAUCAUCGAAGAGAUGCCGAUGGAUGUUGCUGACUAUUUAUAG
Messenger RNA from Soboliphyme baturini, 1164 nucleotides. Lineage: Eukaryota; Metazoa; Nematoda; Enoplea; Dioctophymatida; Soboliphymatidae. The record is from the annotation of a GenBank genome assembly.